Molecule: messenger RNA, 5179 nt
Organism: Mercenaria mercenaria
Lineage: Eukaryota; Metazoa; Mollusca; Bivalvia; Venerida; Veneridae
Product: stimulated by retinoic acid gene 6 protein-like
Exons: 6
Coding region: 18-959 (313 amino acids)
Biological process (GO): vitamin A import into cell
Cellular component (GO): plasma membrane
Molecular function (GO): signaling receptor activity; retinol transmembrane transporter activity
Source: RefSeq, a predicted model, not a curated record
UCUAAUAGGCACAAGGCAUGCGAUUCAUUGGAUCGUCAAUAACUGGAAUGAUGUGGGGAAGUGUCCUAUGUUAUCUGAUGGUGUGCAUUCCUCUGGCGGUGAUGAUGAUUUUGAUCAAGUAUGUAAUUCAAGCUGGAAAAAUCAAAUACCUUUGGACUCAGUUUGAAUGGCUCGUUUAUCCGGCUUGUAUGAUUAUCAUUUUCAAGGUACAAACAUUCUUCAUUGGACGAUUUUUCAUGCAACCGAAAAUACAUCAAAAUGAUAAACACAGGCCUUUAGCUGUUGAUAACAGGAACGCAUACAACAUUUUCAGUUUCUUCAUGGUGUUUCUGAAUGCCAGUGUAGGAGUAUUUGCGUUUCUUAAACGUACUUUAGUUAGCGCACUACUGGGUGUUUUCCUAAUACCAAGGAUGGACCGCUCCUUACUAAUGAGGGGAUACGAAUCAAUGGAUAAAUGUUAUGUAAAUUACAUCGGUAUGAUAAUGGUAGACGUUGCACAUAACCAUCCAGUUUUACGGACCUUCUGUUACCUCCUGAAAUCAAAGAUAGAGGACAGGAAAAUAAUGAAACGUCCGCAUUCUGGGGAACAAAUUAUUGCUAAUUUUGCCAGGAACUCCGCUAUAUCCACUACGAAUAAUAUAAGGAAUCGAAGAUGGUGGCUAGCAUAUACCCUACUUCGAAACCCUUCAUUAUCUGCAAUGCGAGUUCAUGAAUCAAAGAAGGACUCCCUGGUCAAUUCAACUGUUGAUCUGAAUGAAAUCAAGUGUUCGAAUAUUGAAUCCUCAAAGAUCAAUGACCAGCCAGGAGACAUCUGGGACUGUUCCUGUAGACUUAUUUGCUGUAGAGAGUACAAGUUUCGUAUCCCUCCAAAUUUGCUGACAAAUAUCUUUGCAGUUAUUGUUUUGCUUUCUAUCAUUAUCAUUUUUGCAUGUCUCCCUUUAAUUAGAUCAAAUAUGUAGUAGAACUUAACUUGUGGUAGGAUUAUGGAAGUGUAGGCCUACAUAUUAAGCAAGUGACUAUAUAACAAUGUAAUCUGAAAGCUACUGUUACCAGUUUAUGGAACAUAAAUUUGUUUUGUAUUCAUUCUGAAUUAAGUGCAUCAUAGCUGAAGGUCAAGUAUCAUCGGCCUUCCAUAUAUAUGACUGGUGGUAGGACAAUUAUCAAGAGCAACUGUAUACUUUAUACGCGAACAUAUAGACUAAGUGUGCCAAUAUAUCCGAAAAAGGGACAUAAAAAUUGCCUUUGAUGGCAUUCUUUGUUAAGGCAGCUAUUUUCAAGGUUAACUUUAUGAAAAUUGGGAAAAUUCUAGGAGGGUCGUCCCCUUCUUAAGGUCAUAGUAAGGAUACAGAACAAAGUCAAAUGUCAAAUAAGUGCAUUUUUAUCUCUAUAGAAAAGGGUAAACUUUUGGUUUGUCAUGACAUUUUGUUAAUAUACAAAGGUAACUUUAAAACUUCUGUUUUUAGGCUUACUAUUUCAAAAAGGCUUGGUUAUCAUCUGUAUGACUAUUUCAGGGUGUUCAAUAAAUAUUUACACGAUAAAUGUUAGAAUAUAGUAUUGCAAUUUUUCUAAUACGGAACAUCAAGAAAAAACUUAUUAUGUUGUAGUUACGGAUAAAUAUCUUAAGAGAGUUAGUAUUAUCUUUCUUUAAUUAAAAUACAUUUUUUUUUUAUUUUGGGUUAAGCGCCAUUUUGUCAAUAGUACCUCAGUCAGUUUGUGUCAGGCAAUUAACCUAGCUCGUGUUUCUGGAUUUUCUAAUAGCACUAGCCUGUUUCCAGCAAUGUCUCCUUAUGAUUCAGAGGUCGAUGUUUAAAUGACUCCUGACACAUGUUUUUUUAUCAAAUCGUCACGGAAAACAUCCGCUUGGCCUUGAGAUUGAACUCAACCUCGCGAUCCGUAGAACUGCGACCUUCUUUUUGAGCUAAGUGGGCAGACUGAAAAUACUUGUUUGUGUGCAUGAUAGUAAAGUGAAUUUAACACUUAAUAUGAGAUAUCUUAUAUAUUUAUGUUGAUCGUACUCUUCUCUCCUCUCCAAACAUACAACAACUUUCUUUUCGAAAUACAUUUUUCAAAGGUAUACAAUAAAUUAUCAUUCUGUUUUAAAGUCAAUGCAAAGUUUAGAAUUAAACUGUAUUGCUGCUUGAAAUUCAAUAAAUGCACUUGCAGUGUCAUACUAUGUCUUAAUAUAAGUACACGCUUUAUUUUGCUAUCAUUAAUACGUUAGAAGUACGUUUUCAAAAGUUCAGUUUUUACGUUUGAGCUGUCUUUGACCUUUGAUUAGUCAGUACCAAAAAUAUGUCUGCAUAGACUCAUAUAUAAAGAUUUGCAUAGAUGUCAAGAAUUAACACACGCCAUCGAAUUAACAUUUGCCAUAGCAGGUCAAUAUUUCAACACAAAUUAGAAGACACUUAAAUAAAUAAUUUGUAUUGAUACAUUUAUUUAAUAUAAAAUACUAAAAGGCGUUUAAACAUUAUUUAUAACCAAGUAAGGGUGUAAUGAAAAAAACACGAGUGAACAGCAGCAUAGAUUUUUCAAUGCACUCAUUUUACCUUAUACCUCCCAUUUAAAUUUCAUGUUUAGUGCUAAGGACCAUUUUCUUACCUAUAUCAGAGCAUUUACAAUGAAUUCCAUCAGAAGUCACAUUUUCCUGAGAUAUUGGCAAAGAAUAUUUCAUUAAAAUUUGCAUUAUUCCCCUUAUUUCAUUAGUAUCACUUAAAUUUGCCUCGUUUGGUCUGUUCAUUUUACAUUGUUAUAUAGGUUGUCAUAAUUUGUGUUUAAAUAUUCAAUUCUGUAAUCAACAGACCCUGCUUAAAUGGUAAUUCGAAUCGUAAAUUAAAAGAAACUAGGCCCUUAGCAAAUAUUUUUGCUUGCUAUCCCGAACAAUUUAAAUGAAAACGCCGCUUACAAUUAAGUUUUUUUUUCGCAAUUCCAAAAAAAAGGAGAAUUUGAUCGCAUUCAUUCGUCGGCUUCAGUGUCCCGACUGGAUUAUAUUUUGAUAUGAAACGAAACACAAUUGAUGAUCUGGCAUGUAACGCACAUCUUACAUAACUCUUGCUUAUUUUCCACACAGUUGUAGCCCUUUUUCCAUUUUGCAAUUUGUGUAACGCUUUUAUAUGUACGCAGCUAUCUCAUUAACCACUAGUUGGAUGGAUUAAAACUUUACUACCUUUUUUACUAUGCUGAUCUAACAUGCAACCAACAGGCUUUAUAACACUGAUUUUGGCUUUGUCACAACGUUAUAUAGCUUCUGAAACUUUUAAUCUUUUUUGUUAAGCUUUGUAUGCAUGUAUGUAUGUUUGUUUUAUUGACCACUUUUAACUUUACACAUUGAUGAGCCGACAUGCUGUACAGAUGUUCCAUGACAGUCACUCUGUUUUUGGCUUUUCAAAAAGUUAUACUCCUUUUUUACUUAGCAAUCAUUGGUUAAGGUUUUGUAUGUUAACAUGUAUCUCAUUUAGCAUAAGAGGGAAAAGUCCAAUGGCUUAAACAUAAGUUAAAGCAAAAUGGUUUUUGUCACUGAUUAUUUCCUUUAUCUUUCUUUAGUGACAAUGCUCUUAUAAAGUCGAGCUUUAUGUCCUCCUUUAAAGUUGAUAUUUGCCCGUUUUCAACAAAAUAGGUGCAAGCAUGGAAACAUUCAUGCAAUGGUAUUCAAAUUCAUAACAGAGAUCAGUUCAUAAUUAAACAAGCAAGUGAAUUAAUAUUUUUCUAAAAAUCUCCUAUAUAAAUAGUAGUACACAUGGAAAGGUGUUAAGCUUAACUAUUCAACCUAUUUCUUAACGUAUUUCAGGCAGACCUAAAGCUGUCCUCUUAAUAGAUAGCAUCAAAGGGGAUACUUCUUUAGGCAAGUGCUUACCCGAUAAUGCGUCUGAUGCAAUAGUGCAUGUGACGUGUGCGUCUAUGGGUAUUAAACUAAAUCUGGCCUCAUGGAACUUUUGCACCAAAACAUUUUCUAUGUUAAUCCCACUUUUCAGGUCAUCUUGAAUCCAUUUCAUACAAUCUUUAAAUGAUUGUCUGCCAAACUGGCAGAAAUAACAUCGGUUUGAUUAAAUACGCUAGUAAAAUUAAAAAUUCAUAUUGGUCAACAAAUGAGUAUUUAUUUGAAUGUAUACAUCUCCAUUUUAUAAGCAUACCCAUUUAUAAAAAUCUAGCAACAAGUGAUGGCCGUGCUUCGUUUGUUGGAGAAUAUAUUUGAACAUGUACCACUAAGCGAUUAUGUUUUCAAUGCAAACUAUGAAAUCAUAAGUUAGAAAGAACAUUAGCAAUUAGAAAGGUAAGUCCAAGCUGAAAAUAUCCAAAGAAAUUAAGUUAUCCAAACCGGCGUAAACUUAUUAUCCCGUUACAUUCAUAUUUCUACUACAAACAAUGUUGUGUGUCCUUUUGAACGUUAAUUGAUGCAUACUUAUACAAGAUUAUCAUUAAGUAUAUUCUCACCCAUACUGUCGAAUUAUUUUGAUUUAACUAACAAUAAAAUUUUAGAACACCUAACAGGAAAUUGAACAAUCUCUAUGAGUUUAUAGAAGGCAUAUUUAAGCUAAUUACCAUUCAGAUUGCAAUCCAGGUGUGGCGAUUACGUCUUUGGACAUUACCAGCGUUACUAAACAAAGUUUUUAAAAGGCGUAUAAAUAUCUUCAAAGACUUACAUGAUGUUCUAUUGUUUUCUGUUUUGAGCGGCCAUAUUGGACAGAUGCAAACACAUGACUACCGUUGUAGUUACCACACAAUAUAAACAUUGAGAGCAAAUAAACGACCUUUAUGAUCCCAACCGCCAAUAGCGCAAAAGUAAAACCAUCAUACUUGCAAGUAAUCUGAUUGAAAAAUGUGUUGAACAACUUUAACAAAGAUUAGUCUUUUCUUAGACUAUCAGUAUCAGGGAAUUGUAACAAAUACUUGUUUAAUUGAUAUGUCUUCAUGUAGUAUGUGGCUUUCUGUAAAAAGUACAACAUUAGAAUUUAAUUUUUGGUACAGUAUUAGUAUUUUAUUGAAUACAUUGUUAUAUCAUUUUCGGAAGUACAGCAUUAUGGUACAUGUAUAUCUUUUAACCCUUUCACAUGCAAAUGAAGUAUAGAAUUGUUUGAUGUUCUGGUGUAGUGUAUUUUGAUAUUUUGUUAGUAUUUCAUACGCUUAUUUGCAUGAUAAUUUUCGCACUAUUUUUGUACCAAUAAAAUACUGUGAAGAAUUAGUA